GAGAGAGAAAGAGAGAGAGAGAGAGGUGCAUAUGUUUAAGCUGAGAAAGAGAGAGCCAAAGAGUGAAUCAAACAUCGCCUUAUUGAAACCUAUGAAGCGCAUCUCGUGGACCGUGUGGCAAGUGAGACAUUAACUUUACGUGCUUGUGUACUGCUGUGUUGGUAGAGAAACGUCUGCAUGUCAAAUAAUUGACUUCAAGCAUUAAGAUGACUGAAAGAUUUCUAUUUGUUUUCCUGAAUACAAUUUGACACGUCCAAAUCUUGAAAUCUAAGUUUCACUUUUGUUGGAAUUCAUCCGAUCUUGUAAAGUACGCUAUAUUUAAUGUUUACUCGAGGCUAAGCUUAAGUGUAACAGAGUUUACCUCUUAAAAAGAAACGGACUCACACAAGUCUUCAAAUGAAACCAUGGCAACAGACAUAGCAUUUGACCCAUUUCAAGUUUUUGAGGUAUUUCACAAACACUGUGCAAUCCUCUACGUCAAGGUAGUCCGAGGAAGACGAAUCACCAAAGGAUGGGCGAAAGAUCUCGUUGAUACACCAGACCCAUACGUGAUUCUAACAUUAGCCAACUCACCAUAUUCUUGGAAAAAGACAUCAGUUAAAGAUAAUGACAUAAAUCCAGAGUGGCAAGAAACGUUUACAUUUUGGCUAGACCCUGAACAAGAACAUACACUUGAAAUGUCACUAAUGGAUGCUAAUUAUACAGUUGAUGAGCAUCUGGCCACAAUGUCUCUGCCACUAAAGCCACUGCCAAUUAAUUCAAGACUUAAAAAGACAAUCAACUUUAAUGAGACAUCAGAAGUAGACAUAGAAAUAUGGGGGGAAAUCAAUGAACAUGCAGAUCUUCGGUACAGCCUAACAUUAUGUCAGGAAGAGAAACAGUUUAUUGAUAAAAGAAAAAGACAAAUACACAAAGCCAUGAAAACUCAUUUUGGAUUUGGAGCUCCAAAAAAUUAUAAAGAGGUUCCAGUUAUAGGUAUUAUUGGCUCAGGUGGAGGAUUUCGUGCCAUGGUUGCUUAUAGUGGUGUCAUGUCAGCAUUGUCUGAGUUAGGCAUUUUAGAUAUGACCACAUAUAUUGGUGGACUUUCUGGAUCUGCUUGGUAUCUAUCUCAGCUUUAUUCCCACUCUAAAUGGCCAGGUCUUUCACCAAGUGAACAGAGAAUUGAACUCCGAAAUAAUAUAGAUCACAGUUUUUUAUGGCUUUUUAAAUCUAAAGGCAUUACAUUUGUGAAAGAGGUUUGGAAAAAAAGAAGCAGAGGUGAACCUGUAUCAUUUACUGAUUUAUUUGGCCAUUUGGUUGGAAAUACACUAUUAAAAGAUAGGUUAGACAGUAAGUUGAGUGACCAACGCCAAGCAGUUAGUGAUGGACUAAGUCCUCUACCACUCUACACCUGCCUACACGUCAAAAAUUCUGUUUCUGCUAUGGUGUUUCAUGAAUGGAUGGAGUUUUCCCCUUAUGAAAUUGGUCUACCGAAAUAUGGUACAUUCCUGAAAACUGAACAGUUUUCUUGUAAGUUCUUCAUGGGCUGUAUUGUGAAAGAGUUUCCAGAGCCGCCAUUACAUUUUUUACAAGGUAUUUGGGGAAGUGCUUUUUGUAUUCAGUUCAAAAGACUUCUCCAAGAUGACAAACAUGUUGAUCCAGUGGAACUGAUGCGGAGAGAAAGAGAAGAAUUAGUGGAAGAAUUGAAAAAAGAUUUGGAAAGUUGUGACAUUCAGGAAAGUGAGUCAAGUGAAGAUGAAAAUGUUUAUGAGAAAGGAACACAUGGAGAAAAAACUACAGGUGGACUUCAGAGAAAACGAUCCAAAAGUACCAAACUGAAACAGAAAACUUUUUGGGAUUCAAUGCUGUCUAGAAUGAUGGAGACUCGAUGGUUUCAGAGCAUAGAACUUAGAGCAGCUCAAAUUUUCAAUUUCAUGCGUGGUCUUUCAUUAAAUAACGUUUUCCCGUUUUCACCUUUCACAAAGACUCAAGAAGAAGAAAAUGAGAAUAACAAAUGUGAUACUUUUGGAGGAAUCUUUGACCUACAUCCUACACAUGUUAAAAAACUGUAUGUUGUUGACAGUGGCUUAACUUUCAACUCACCUUAUCCUGUGCUACUACGCCCACAAAGAGAAGUAGAUAUCAUUCUGUCUUUUGAUUUCAGUGCUAGAGCUAGUGAUGACACACCUCCAUUUAAAGAACUUCUUUUAGCUGCUAAAUGGGCAGAGUUGAAUAAAGUCCCAUUUCCUCCUAUUGAUACCAGUGUUCUGGAGAAAGAAGGAUUAAAAGAGUGCUAUGUUUUUAAACAUCCUUGGGAUCCAAACUGCCCAAUAGUUCUUCAUUUUUGUUUGGUUAACAUCAAUUUCAAAAGAGAACUAAGACCAGGGAUUGAAAGAACAACACAGGAAGAGUUGGACUUUGCAAACUUUAGUAUAUUUGACGACCCAGCUAGACCUUAUUCUACAUUUAAAUUUACAUACACUCACUUGGAGUUUGAUCGUUUGUCUCAGUUGAUGGAGUACAACACAUUGUUAUGUCAGGAUCUUAUACUCGACAACAUAGCUACCUGUAUCAAAAGAAGACGCAGAUUCAGUAUUAGGCGACCAUGCAAAAAAAAAGAUAUAGCCAGAUUAAGUUUAAACAGCAAAAUAAAAGCUGACAAACUUGCUGAGUACAUUGCCAUGGUUGAGCAAGUCUCGGGUCUUAGUGAAAAUGAUGACUUAGACAAAGUCAUUAAAAAAGAUGAAAAUUUAGAUAAAAACGAUGCAGACUUUAUAACAGAAAUAAGAGACUCAAAUGAAUACAAACAACGUCCCUUUAGCUUACCAUUAAUAUUACCCGAAGAUGUGACUAGUAAUGGGAACAAAGAACCAAGUAGAAGAAUGCGACUAACAUCAGAUAUGACCAGAGUGGACGAGGAAAAUGAUGACCCCGAUAGUUCUCCUACUAAGGAUUACACAACUGGCUCUGGUCUUGGCAGAGUUACUUUAACAAGGUCAAAAGCUGUCAAAAGCCCAAUGAAGCCAAAAACAUUCAAACAAAAUGUCAAAAGUAUAAUACAAUCAAAUGACAACACUCAGCUGGGUGAUAAUGAGGUUUUGUUAUCAGAAUCAGUAUUACCACAAAAAUUAUCACCAAAAUCAUUGAGAAAGACAGUUAGCUACAAUACUACUUCAAGUGUUAGUAACAUGAAAACUUUAGAGAAUGCAGACUCAGCCUGUACUGAAAAAGAGGAAUUAAAAAAUGAAUGUGAUAACGACCCUAACAAAUCGAAUCAAACAGAGAUAUGUAAUUCAGCUGCUAAUAUAACAAAUCAGCCAUUAGUUGACUGGAUAGACUUAGCAGAACGCGUCACCCACUUGUAGUUUAUUUAUUUAUUAACUUACAGAAAACUUUUUAGCAAGCUUUUUAUAGAAUUAAUCUAAAUUUUAAGAUUUGUACAAAAUAUUUAACAAUUAUUUUCUUUGAGAGAGUUAAUGUUAAAAAAAGUGUGUGAACUUGUUUGUCAUUUGAAGUCUCAUUUGUUGUUUUUUAAAUGAAUUUUCACAAAAUAUAUGUAUAUACACACAUCACACACACAUAUAUAUAUUUAAGAUAGAGUAAAGUUUUUAGCACGAUUUAUUUAAUCUGUAUUGGUAUCAAAUAUUUUGCUUAUAACACACAACUGAAAAUGAAUUGAUUAAAUUUAUUAUGUAAGCACAACAAAU
Messenger RNA from Biomphalaria glabrata, 3686 nucleotides. RefSeq names its product cytosolic phospholipase A2-like. The record is from RefSeq and is a predicted model, not a curated record. Bases 405 to 3344 code for a protein of 979 amino acids. Gene Ontology annotation, cellular component: cytosol. Lineage: Eukaryota; Metazoa; Mollusca; Gastropoda; Planorbidae. The transcript is spliced from 19 exons. Gene Ontology annotation, biological process: glycerophospholipid catabolic process. Gene Ontology annotation, molecular function: calcium-dependent phospholipid binding; calcium ion binding.